AUGCUCGUCGUCGCUAGACGGCUCGGUUCCGCCAUGCCGUCGCUCCAUAACGGUGCUUCCCUCCUCCGGUUAUUCAGAACGGAGGCAGGUCAGCCGAGACGGCGGAACAAGCCCCCUUCUCUGCCGCUCAAAAAGAAGGAAGAGAAGUCGGAGUGGUGGAUCGUCGACGGAGAGAUGCACGAGAUCGGUGAUCACGUCCCUCUGCGUGAGCGUUUCACCAUCCCGAGGGACAACAUCCCCAACAGGCGCCGGAAGCAGCUCCGUGAGCAGUUCAUGCGCCGCACUCGCCUCGUCCUUAAGGAAUCGGAGCACGAGCCAUGGUGCAAGAGGUACAUGGAAUUGUAUAACGAGCUUAGAGAAAACUGGGAGAGGCUUUACUGGGAUGAAGGCUACUCGAAGAAAAUCGCAAGAGAUCACGCAAAUUACGAGUCUGCUGAAGAAGACGAUGAAGAUUUUAACCCAUACAGGAACAGGCGACCUUAUAAUGAUCCAACGAAGGAGCAAGGGUUUAAUAGAACAACACAAGGAGAUGAUAACUGGGAGAAAGUCAAUCAAAUCCGGGACAAAUUUGAAUAUGACAGAGAUAGGAGGAUGAGAGAAAAAGCUUUUGCACCAGUGAACGCUGCACCGGAAUCUAGAGACUUGGGUUGGAAUGCACAGAGACCGCCAUUUGAUGCUGAGAGGUACACUCGGGAUUAA
Microthlaspi erraticum is the source of this 699-nucleotide messenger RNA. The record is from the annotation of a GenBank genome assembly. Lineage: Eukaryota; Viridiplantae; Streptophyta; Magnoliopsida; Brassicales; Brassicaceae.